This is a messenger RNA of Penicillium waksmanii, 1458 nucleotides long. RefSeq names its product SUMO ligase MMS21. Lineage: Eukaryota; Fungi; Ascomycota; Eurotiomycetes; Eurotiales; Aspergillaceae. Gene Ontology annotation, biological process: double-strand break repair via homologous recombination; protein sumoylation. Bases 1 to 1458 code for a protein of 485 amino acids. Gene Ontology annotation, molecular function: SUMO ligase activity; zinc ion binding. The record is from RefSeq and is a predicted model, not a curated record. Gene Ontology annotation, cellular component: nucleus; Smc5-Smc6 complex. The transcript is spliced from 2 exons.
AUGCUGUCAACACCAGCGCGACAGCGCUCAACGGCACAGUCCCGCCCGCCACCCAGCGCGCGCGGAUCGCGCACCCCACGAACAAGCACCAUUCCCGACUUGCCCCCAUACGAGGCCCCAGAGGCACCCCUCACAGCCGAGUGCCAACGACAACUCAAUUCACUGCUACAAUCUAAACAACUGCAUGAUGUGAAGACUCAUAUUCAAAAUGCCGCCGACAGACUCACCGAUUCUGUAGGCGAGGUCAACGAACGACUUUGCGAUGCCCGUAACCGAUACGAGACCAAUAAAGAGCGAAAACGAAGUGCCAACGAGGAAAUCGAAAGUGACGAUGAAGAUGAGGAACUUCAGCUUCUAGCUGAGAAAGAAAGACAAGUUGACGAUGUCACUGGGCGGAUGGAGGUCCAGAUGCGACAGAUCAUUGACUCCGAAAACCGCCUUUCCGAAUUGACGGAAUCCGUGCGAUCCAUUGAGAGGGAGGAGGCGGAGGCUCAGACUGCUGCACUUGGGGUGCGCCAGACGCGAGGCCAGCGACGGAUGCGACGACAACAACGGGAUGGUGACGAGGAGGGCGAGGAUGAUUUAGAAGACGAGGACUACGAAGGGACGCCUGAGCGCGAGAUCCGGGAACGCAAUGCGCAGAACCCGCCUAGCCGAAGACUGGAGGAUAAACUGGUGAAUGGAGCACAGGAAUGGGACGGCCUGUCGCUAACCGAGCGGUACGCCAGAAACAACAAUUAUAUCGGAUUCUACCGUAUGGUACAUGAUUCCAAGUUCCCCGGCGACGAGGUACCGCCAAUGCCGUCUUCUUCGACCUGGUUUUCGCAUCUGGAAGAUACAAAUGGCGAGAAUGGACCCUCAGAUGGCAAUUUGUCGCGUCAGAAUAUGCGCACACGAAAUCGCCGUGAACCAUCCCCUGCCGACUCGGACGAAAUUGCAAUUCAGCGCGAGCGCAUAUCUCUGAAAUGCCCACUUACCCUGCUGCCGUUCCAAGACCCAGUGACGAGCACAAAAUGCCCGCACAGUUUCGAGCGUGAAGCUAUUACUGAUAUGAUUGCGCGCAGUACACGAUACGCACCGGAUGCCAGUCGACCGGGCCGUCGUCUCCGCGCGGUGAAGUGUCCUGUGUGCUCGAUUCUCCUCACUAACGAGGAUCUUCGGACCGACCCGGUGUUGCUACGCAAGGUCCGACGAGCGGAAGAGUUGGAGAAGCGCGAGGCAGAUGAUGAUGAUGAGAUGGGAGAGUCUGGACGAGAAGGUGGUGCUAAUGAGGUGACAUUGGGAAGUGAUGCCGAGUCGUCGGACGAGGAUGGCGAUGCGAUGGAGGUGGAUGGGGAUUCUGAGUCAGACCGGACUCGGAUCAAAUCUGAGCCCGCCGCGCGCAUUAAGCGGGAGGGUACAAUGAUUCCACAUGCGAGCCAGCAGGUUGAGGCGAUUUCAAGCGAUGAUUCUGAGUGA